Mauremys reevesii (Reeves's turtle) is the source of this 1870-nucleotide messenger RNA. RefSeq names its product basigin (Ok blood group) (gene BSG). NCBI's taxonomy places the organism in Eukaryota, Metazoa, Chordata, Testudines, Geoemydidae. The transcript is spliced from 9 exons. Gene Ontology annotation, biological process: homophilic cell-cell adhesion; axon guidance; dendrite self-avoidance. The record is from RefSeq and is a predicted model, not a curated record. The coding region runs from base 1 to 1209 and encodes 402 amino acids. Gene Ontology annotation, molecular function: cell-cell adhesion mediator activity. Gene Ontology annotation, cellular component: plasma membrane; axon.
AUGGGGGCGGCCGGGGCCACCACGGGGCUCGUGCUGGGGCUGCUGGGCGCGCUGCUGGGCGCCGGGAGAGGCGCCUCCGGGGCAGAACGCUUUGCACUAAUACCUCUCCAACUCAUAGCUGGCUUUAUAAAGUCACCACUGUCUCAAAAGAAACUGACCGAGGACAGUGUGGAAUUGCACUGCGAGGCGAUUGGCAAUCCUAUCCCUGAGAUCCAAUGGUGGUUUGAGGGAGAUGAGUCAAACGAGACCUAUACUCAGCUUUGGGAUGGCGCACGGCAGGACCGUGUCAAAAUCAACGCCACCUAUAACCUGCACUCUACCAGCACCAUCUACAUCGCAAACCUCACGAUCAACGACUCGGGCACAUAUGAGUGCCGGGCUAGCAACGACCCCGACCGCAACCACUUGUCGAAGAGCCCCAAAGUCAAGUGGAUCCGUUCCCAGGCUAACGUUUUUGUCAUCGAACAUCCCGUUGUAGAAACCUCCCCAAAUAUGACUUCUGGCAUGGAUGUUGUGAUUUCCUGUAACAUUUCCGAUCCUCAAUCUCCGAUCAUGGGCCAUAUGUGGAAGAAAGGAGACAAGAUCUUGACAUCCGAUAAGGAAACAUCUGACUAUACCACCUACAAAAUAGGGGAGGUGAAUGGAGACAGCUCAGGGGUGUACGAGUGUAUCUUUGAAACGGACCCCCCAGUGAGUAGGACUGUGUACGUGACAGUUACACCACAUGUGACGGCCUACAAGAAAUCCGAGCAUGGGAACGAGGGGGACACCGGCGUUCUGAUCUGCAAGUGUAACUCUUAUCCUCCUGUCAGUCAGUGGACCUGGUACAGGAUCAAAAAUGAUGUGAAUGAGGCCAUCGCCAAUGGCACAGAGAGGUUCAUCAUCAAGUCCAGCGGGAACAAGACAGAGCUGCGCAUUGCCAACCUGGACAUCGAGAAGGACCCAGGCGAGUACAUCUGCAACGCCACCAACGAGUUGGGCACCAGCGGCGCUGUCGUGGGCCUGCGGGUUCGUAGCCGCCUGGCAGCGCUCUGGCCCUUCCUGGGCAUUGUGGCUGAGGUGCUGAUUCUCGUCACCAUCAUUUUCAUCUAUGAGAAAAGGAGAAAGCCGGAUGAGGUCCUUGAUGAUGAUGAUGGAGGAUCUGCACCACUGAAAAGCAAUCCCCCAAACCACAAGGACAAGAACGUCCGCCAGAGAAAUGCUAACUAGGAGCGGGCGGCCAGGUGGUGCGUAGCUGAGAAGAUCACUUGGAUGUUUUGUUUUGCAAAGUAGCAUCAAGAAUAUCCUAGGGCGUCCUUGCAAUUCAGUUACUUCACUUUUUAAAGAAACAAACUUCAGUUGUAGCUUCUAAAAUAUACACUUUUUUAAAAUGCGCGGUGGGAGGGUUUUUCUACCUGUAAACUUUAGCCCCUCUGUUACUGGUAGUCUUUGGUCACUGGCUGUCUUUUUGUCCUAUAUCUCAGUGUUGGUGCAGGGAGGGCGAGGUGGGAGCGUGACCUGUGUGGUGUCUUGCUGGCUUUAUGCAGUGUGUAAAGUUAAUCGGGACGGGGGGGGGGGGGAGGAGGUGUGCGGGGGGGUGUUGGAGUGUGUCUGCAGACACUGCGCUUCCAGGAGUCAAAGUGCCUCUGCCCCGCUUCCUUGAUUUCUGGUCGGAGGCCCUGCAGGGAGCUAAAGAGAGAACUGACGUCUCCAUGUAGGCAAGCGUGAACCUUGGACGCAGCCCACAUGCCGUGUCCUCCCAGGAGCCCUGUCAUCCUGCCCUGUUUUGUGCAUGUCAGGGAGAAACUGUUUCCAUGACCUUUCAGAGGAGACCUGAUCUGACCCAAAGGGGUGGGAAGCCUGUUAUGCACCGGCUAGAAGAGAUACUUUA